This is a messenger RNA of Cyprinodon tularosa, 1429 nucleotides long. RefSeq names its product endonuclease domain-containing 1 protein-like. Bases 1 to 945 code for a protein of 314 amino acids. The record is from RefSeq and is a predicted model, not a curated record. NCBI's taxonomy places the organism in Eukaryota, Metazoa, Chordata, Actinopteri, Cyprinodontiformes, Cyprinodontidae. The transcript has 2 exons. Gene Ontology annotation, molecular function: nucleic acid binding; hydrolase activity; metal ion binding.
AUGUCUCAGAUCAUGAGGGGCUCCCUGCUCUCCUUGUCAGCAGCCUUGCUUCUUCUCCUGCCCUGGUUUGACGGUCUGGCAGAAGGUGAGGUUAAGAAGGGCUUCAGUGACUGUCUGCGCUUCUUCUACAACAAAAAGCUACCGACCGGUUUAGGUGGAGAUUACAGCAAUAUCAAAGAGUACCAGCCGAUUUGCCAGCGCUACAAGAAAAACUGGCGCUUUGCCACUCUGUAUCAAAAGAAGAGUCGGACUCCUUUGUUCUCCGCCUACAUAAUGUCUCCUGCAGAAGGAGGGCGGCCUGCAGACCCCUGGAUGUAUGAACCACAGUUGGCCAAUCCCAAGUCCAAUUGGGAAAUGCAACCUUUCCAAACUCCUGUUCCUAAAGAUGUCAUUGAAAGCCAAGCGGUCCUUGACGACUACAAGAACUCAGGCUUCACCAGAGGACAUCUCGCUCCUAGUAGCCACCAGAACACAAAAGAGGACAAAGAAGCCACCUUUACUUUGACAAACAUUGUUCCCCAGAAGGAACAAUCCAAUUCAGGCCCCUGGGAAACAUGGGAGGAAAAAGUCAGGAAAAGUUUUAAGAACUACUGCAAAGGUGAAAUGUAUGUUAUAACUGGUGUCAUGCCUUAUGAGUCCAACACACCCCUUAUCAAUGGCAGAGUGGCUGUUCCUGAGUACAUUUGGUCUGCUUACUGCUGCCCCAAAUAUGCAUCAAAGCUCCCCGAAAAAGAGCAGAAGUUCUUUCCUGCAUAUGGUGCAGUGGGAAGAAAUGAUCCCAACAGCAAUGAAAAGAUUGUGAAAAAGACAGAGAAUUAUCAUGGUUAUGAUGUAAGAGAGAUGCCAUUGGAAAACUUAGAGAGCAUCCUGAAAAAGAGAACGAACAGGAAAGGAGAUGACGUCAAUCUGUUUGAUUCAAAAUGUUCCAAACCUAAAAACCCCUAAAAAAGGAAUCAGCAUUGCCGAAUUUAUGAUUAUAAAAGAAGCUUUUGCAACUUCAUUAUAAGUGUUAUCAACAUUAUAAUGGAGUAAUUAGAAUAGAAUGUGUAAUACUAAAAUCUGCAUUGCUUAUACGUUAAGUACAUAACAGGUUCAUCUUUUGUUUGAGCAGACAAAAAGAAAUGCUCAAACAAAAUAUGAACCUCUCUCUAAUCUUCCAUUUUCUCCCAUGGUGACCCCCGCACCCCAGUGGUAGGUUCAAUUAUGUGUAAAGAGUCAGGCGAGGAAAAUGCCUCACACUUUGUGUUGCUAUAUAUACAAUUUCUUUGCUUCAAAAUUCUGUAACCUAGAUUUUUUUCACCCGUUUCUUUAAAACAAUUGGAGUUUUUCUUUUACAUGUUCACGCUUGUUAAACUUGGAUUUGUAUUAUCCAUUACCAAAAAUAAAGCUUUGCAAAAAAAUAAAAAAAAUAAAUUAUAAAAAAACAUCA